This is a messenger RNA of Canis lupus familiaris (dog), 2049 nucleotides long. RefSeq names its product membrane-associated phosphatidylinositol transfer protein 2-like. Lineage: Eukaryota; Metazoa; Chordata; Mammalia; Carnivora; Canidae. Gene Ontology annotation, biological process: phospholipid transport. The record is from RefSeq and is a predicted model, not a curated record. Gene Ontology annotation, cellular component: cytoplasm. Gene Ontology annotation, molecular function: metal ion binding; phosphatidylcholine binding; phosphatidylcholine intramembrane carrier activity.
AUGGUUCUUGUGCAGGACACUGAUCUGCUGUCCCCCGGCACCCUGGUCAAUGUGGCACAUGGCGCCAGUAGCAGCGGUGGUGUGGAGAGCAGCCGGCACCUGAGCCGCAGCAACAUUGAUAUUCCCCGAAGCAAUGGUGUUAAGGACCCCAAAAGGCAGUGGCCCCGAAAGAGGAGCGACUCAUCCACCUACGAGCUGGACACCAUCCAGCAGCACCAGGCCUUCCUAUCCAGCCUCCAUGCCAAUGUGCUGAGGAACGAGCCCAGCUCCCACCGUUCGAGCAGCUCCACCAUGCUGUAUGGCUCAGGGGCCGUGGGGAAAUUUGACUAUGAGAUCGCAGAUCUUUUCCUCUUUGGGUGCCCACUGGGGCUGGUCCUGGCCUUGAGGAAAAGUGUCAUCCCUGCCCUGGAUGUUUUCCAGCUGCGGGCGGCCUGCCAGCAAGUCUACAGCCUCUUCCACCCCGCGGACCCGUCGGCCUCCCGCUGGAGCACGCUGGAGUGGAGAUUCCAGGCCCUGCUGCCUUUCAGCAUCCCCCGCUACCAACGCUACCCGCUGGGGCACGGCUACUCCACACUGCUGGCAGACGCACUCCAGACCAACAACACGGUCUUUCAAGAGCACAUGUCCCCCUCCUCGCCCAGUGCCGCCACCACCACCCAAGACUUCCGCCGAGCCAGUGAGAUCAGCAUUGCCAGCCAGGUGUCGGGCAUGGCCGAGAGCAACACAGCAUCCAGCAUUGCCCAGAUUGCAGCAAAGUGGUGGGGUCAGAACGACUAUGCCCUGUACUGCCCUGAUGCCCUGACAGCCUUCCCCACAGUGGCCCUGCCCCACCUCUUCCACACCAGCUACUGGGAGUCAACAGAUGUGGUCUCCUUCCUGCUGAGACAGGUCAUGAGGCAUGACAACUCCAGCAUCUUGGAGCUGGAUGGCAAAGAGGUUUCGGUGUUCACCCCCUCAAAGCCAAGAGAGAAGUGGCAGAGCAAGAGGACCCAUGUGAAGCUGAGGAAUGUGACCGCCAACCACCGGAUCAAUGAUGCAGUCGCCAAUGAGGAUGGCCCACAGGUUCUGAUGGGCCGGUUCAUGUAUGGGCCCCUGGAUAUGGUCACUCUGACUGGAGAGAAGGUGGAUGUGCACAUCAUGAUGCAGCCACCCUCGGGCCAGUGGCUGUACCUGGACACACUGGUGACCAACAGCAGCAGGCGGGUCUCCUACACCAUAUAUGAACCCCACCUGGGUGUGGGCGUCUACCCCAUCAAGAUGGUGGUCAGGGGAGACCACACAUUUGCUGACAGCUACAUCAUCGUGCUGCCCAAGGGCAUGGAGUUUGUGGUCUUCAGUACUGAUGGCUCCUUUGCCACCAGCGUGCCCAUCAUGGGCAGUGACCCCAAAGUGCGGGCCGGGGCUAUGGACGUGGUACGGCACUGGCAGGACCUGGGCUACCUCAUUAUCUAUGUGACGGGCCGGCCUGACAUGCAGAAGCAGAGGGUGGUGGCAUGGCUGGCCCAGCACAGCUUCCCCCACGGCGUGGUGUCCUUCUGUGAUGGCCUGGUGCACGACCCGCUGCGGCACAAGGCCAACUUCCUGAAGCUGCUCAUCUCUGAGCUGCACCUGUGCGUGCACGCGGCCUACGGCUCCACCAAGGACGUGGCGGUCUACAGCUCCAUCAGCCUGUCCCCUAUGCCGAUCUACAUCAUGGGCUGGCCCACCAAGAAGCUGCAGCAGCAGUGCCAGGUCAUCAUGGAUGGCUGUGCGGCUCACCUGGCCCAGCUCAAGAACAACCACCAGGCACGGCCGGCCCGCAAUGCUGCCACCCGCAUGGCACUGUGGAAAGGCAGCUUCGGCCUGCCAGGCCAGGGUGACUUCUUGUGCUCCCGGAACCACCUGCUCUGUACCAUCUGCCAGCCCAGCGGGCCUGGCCACCGGCAUGAUCGGACACAGAGCCAGGCAGAUGGACAGCGGGGACAGCGCAGCAUGAGUGUGGCAGCUGGCUGCUGGGGCCGCACCAUGGCCCGCCGGCUUGAGCCAGGGGCAGCCGCGGGCCCCAAGUAG